AUGCAUAACUCCAAACCCAUAGACACUCCAAUUGAGAAGGGUUAUUCUUUGAGCCUUAAACAUUUCCCUAAGAAUGAUGAGGAAAAGAAAGAAAUGACUAGAGUUCCUUAUGCAAGUGCAAUUGGAAGUCUGAUGUAUGCUAUGUUGUGUACACGACCUGACAUUUGCUUUGCGGUUGAAUUGGUUAGUCGUUAUCAGAGUAACCCAAGACCUAUUCAUUGGCAAGCAGUUAAGAGGAUUUUUCAAUACCUUCGUAGGACAGCAGACCUCAUUCUUUGUUACCAGGGUGGAGACAUGAGACUGAAGGGUUAUAGAGAUGCUGAUUGGGCUAGUGACAAAGAUGAGCGAAAAUCCACGACGGGUUACUCAUUUAUGCUUAGUGGAGGAGUUAUUUCUUGGUGUAGCAAGAAACAAUCAUGCAUUGCUUUGUCCACGAUGGAGUCAAAGUACGUUGCUUGUUCAGCAGCUGUACAAGAAGCUGUUUGA
Carya illinoinensis is the source of this 486-nucleotide messenger RNA. Its product is annotated as secreted RxLR effector protein 161-like. Bases 1 to 486 code for a protein of 161 amino acids. The record is from RefSeq and is a predicted model, not a curated record. NCBI's taxonomy places the organism in Eukaryota, Viridiplantae, Streptophyta, Magnoliopsida, Fagales, Juglandaceae. The transcript has a single exon.